Fundulus heteroclitus (mummichog) is the source of this 6190-nucleotide messenger RNA. It is a transcript of the gene kdm4c, whose product is annotated as lysine (K)-specific demethylase 4C. Gene Ontology annotation, molecular function: histone H3K9 demethylase activity; histone H3K36 demethylase activity. Bases 286 to 5067 code for a protein of 1593 amino acids. Lineage: Eukaryota; Metazoa; Chordata; Actinopteri; Cyprinodontiformes; Fundulidae. Gene Ontology annotation, cellular component: nucleus. Gene Ontology annotation, biological process: chromatin remodeling. The transcript is spliced from 22 exons. The record is from RefSeq and is a predicted model, not a curated record.
UUUCCACGGGGCCUGUGUGCAUAAAGUAGUGCAUGUUGUCGUCCACGAAGCCUUCCAGCCUUCUCGCUCCUGCAGCUGAUCCGCAGAUCUCAAAGUGCGUGGAUGGGGCUACUCCGCCACGGCCGUGACCGUGGCAGCAGCGGCAGCAGCGCAGAGCGCGUCGCCUCUUCCUCGCCGCACGCAGCAGCAGCUGUCAUGUGAAUCAGCUGGGCGAACAAGGAAGGAGAUAAACAACAACACGACUCCGUCUCUCCACUCCAAGAUUCUAGCCGCUGAGGAGGCAGGAUGGCGGGAGCAGAGGUGUCCGGCCCUGCGAACCCCACCUGCAAGAUCAUGACCUUCAGGCCCACCAUGGAAGAAUUCAAAGACUUCAACCAGUACCUGGUGUACAUGGAGUCUCAGGGUGCACACCGCGCUGGCUUGGCUAAGGUCAUCCCUCCUAAAGGCUGGAAGCCCCGUCGUACCUACGACGACAUCGACGACUUAAUGAUCGACGCUCCCAUCCAGCAGAUGGUGGCGGGCCAGUCGGGGCUCUUCACCCAGUACAACAUCCAGAAGAAGCCUCUUAGCGUGCAGGAGUUCAGGCGCUUAGCAAACAGUGACAUGUACUGUACACCUCGCUACCUGAAUUAUGAAGACCUGGAGAGGAAAUACUGGAAGAACCUUACCUUUGUCUCGCCCAUAUAUGGGGCAGAUGUCAGUGGCAGCCUCUAUGAUGAGGACGUGGAAGAGUGGAACAUCGGACACCUGAACUCCAUCCUGGAUGUUAUCGAGGAGGACUGUGGCGUAUCCAUACAGGGGGUCAACACUCCCUAUCUCUACUUUGGCAUGUGGAAGACCACCUUCUCCUGGCACACCGAGGACAUGGAUCUGUAUAGCAUCAACUACCUUCACUUUGGAGAGCCCAAAUCAUGGUACGCCAUCCCUCCGGAGCACGGCAAACGACUGGAGCGCCUGGCUACAGGGUUUUUCCCCAACAGCUUCAAGGGCUGUGAAGCUUUUCUGCGUCACAAGAUGACCCUUAUCUCCCCCUCCAUACUUAGGAAGUAUGGCAUUCCCUUCGAUAAGAUCACUCAGGAAGCCGGAGAGUUCAUGAUCACCUUCCCGUAUGGCUACCAUGCCGGGUUCAAUCACGGCUUCAACUGUGCAGAGUCCACCAACUUCGCCACGGUUCGCUGGAUCGACUACGGCAAGGUGGCCACACAGUGCACAUGUAGCAAGGAUAUGGUGAAGAUAUCCAUGGAGCCUUUCGUGAAGCGUUUCCAGCCUGACCGUUACGCCAACUGGAUGCUGGGCAAGGACUCGACGCUCAUCGACCACACUGUUCCCGCUCCCAGCACGACGCCGGAGCUGCAGAGCUGGCUACAGAGACGCCGGAAGACCAAGUCUGCCACUAAAGGCAGCAGUCACUCUCGCAUGCGCUCCAAGCGCCUCAGGACCACAGAGGAGCCAGUUGAUCUGGAUGGUAGCUUAGCGCUGAGCGGCAGCAAGAGAAAACCUCUGGGUGGUCAGUCCGGGCCCAAGGCGAGGAGGCCUGCAGCCGGGACAGCCUACAGGGAGCUAGAGAGAGGGAGGAAGAAGCAGGCGGAGGCCAAGCACAACCAAAAGCAGAGCCCGCCUGAGCUUUCUGCGGCUUGCAAACAAAUGUGCGUGGUCAAGGUAAACCGCGUUGAGAGCAAAAGCCUGGGGGUUUCUAAAGAGGACGCGUCGCCGUCAAGCUCCCGGGGUUCACCGGUGGAGGACGAGCUAAAAGCGACCGUGACUGACCCUCAGGACCUCUCAGGGCCCACGGGGCCCGGGUCUCCUCAGGCACAGCUGGAAGUCGGUGAUUCCAGGUGUUGUCCUUCUCUUCAGCAAGACCUCGACUCGCCUUCCCCUGCAGACGCCUCCGCAGAGACUCUAAUGGACACCCGUCCCUGUGAACCUCACGUCUCAGCGCCCCCGUCCCCAGCGCUGCCCUUGGACACUGACACGGACAUGCGUACGGGUAGCGCGGGUCACACUAGCGACACUGUAAAAGAGGAGAGCAUGGACGUAGAUGUUGAUCCCCAACACGCUGAACCACACUCCAACACGAAAGCACUUUAUGAGCCGGCGGAGGGGGGCGCUCACACGUCAGGCGGCCCCCCCUCUGCCUCACAACUCAACCACGGCGGGGAGCAAGGCGGCACCGAGGAAAGCCUGCCGCCUCCUCUCCUGCAGAGGAGCGCGGCAGACAUGCCCCGGCUCACGCCAGAGCCGGCCGGCAAGGUGGCCGCCUGCCCGCUGCCGCCUGUGUUGACCCAGGAGAUGCCCUCCCUCACGCCCGCCGACGACGAGGUCACCCACUUCCACAAACCCGGCGCCUUCAGUCACCAGGUCGCGCCCGUGCUCCAGAGGGAGACGCCGACGGGCUCGCCGUCUUCGCAGGGGGCCGGGGAGGAGGAAGGUGCUCCCUCAGAGCCGGCGGAGCCGCGCACGGUGGACCCCGACGGCGGCUGGCAUUCACAGGCCCCGAUUAAUCGCGAGGAGGCGGCAGCGUGUGGCUCGGAAGCAAAUGCAGCUCGUUUGCCUACCGGCGGCUUUCACGAAAGAACAUCUGCCGACGUCCGUGAAAUGUUAAUAAAACCCGCUCCUGAAAGGGAUCACACAACGCCGGGAUGUUUCGUCCCCGAGGGAAGUGAUGCAAGUCGGAGCCCGCUGGUUCAGAGAGGCACAGCUCAGAGAGAGACACAGCCCCACUUGCCUGAUCCAAUCAAAGACAGCUGCCCAGCUGAGCGAGCCGUUCCCUUCAGUCCGAACGUCCCCCCAUCACCUGCUAACGCCGCUGAUGUCCCCCGGUCCCCUGCUUCCUCCUCACGCCCUCCGAACGAGAACCACUCAGCAUCACAACCCAGCCACCACGCUCUGUUUUCCGAUUGUUCUUCCCAACACGUCCAGCCUAAUGCGUCCCCCGCUAGUAUCUGGAAAAACUUCACUUCCCAGAGUCCCGCAGUCCUCAUCCAGAGUCUGCAGCCAGAUCUCCCGAGCGACUUCUCCCACGACCCCCUGCCUUACACCAUGUGGACUGAACCUCGGUGCAAAGAGGUCACAGACCUGGAGGACCCCGCGACGGACCUGCGCCGGUCGGAGAACCAGGAAGACGAAGGCGGGGUUCUCACCUGGGCCCAGCUGGAGCCCACCUCGCUCCUGUCAGUCGGUGCUAUCGAGCCCCUGGGGCUUUGUGAAGAGUACGAGUUGCAAAAGGAUGAAGAGGACGCGUCCGGAGCCGCGUCCAGACUGGGCGAGGCCGAGGAGCGGCUACGCCCCGAGAGGGAGCUGUCGCCUCACGGGUCGGGGGCGGGGGAGCAGGAUGAGACGUCUGACAUGGAGGAAGAGGAGUCCGAUUGUGACGAUGCAGAGCAGCUAAGUGGUGCGAAGGGACCGAGCAGCAGCGAGUCUUCCGAGGAAGAGGUGGAGAACGACGCAAAGAACUACAGGUGUGAGGAAUCUGGCCUCGAACCUGGGGAGGUUUGUGCUUACCCAGCCCUGUCAGCCAAGAGGACCACUAAGAGCUGGCGUCACCCUCUCAGGAAACCCACCGCAAGAGCCGUGCCCACAGCCGUGAAGCAACAGGCCGCCAGUGACGAGGAGCCUCCAGAAGCGAGCCUGGCAGAAGAGGAGGUGGAGGAGGACGAGGACGAGGAGGAGGAAGAGGAGGAGGGGGAGCAUGAAAUGGAGGGAUGGGCGAAGCCCCUCAUCCACCUUUGGCAGAACAGGAAGAGCUGCUUCUCUGCAGAGAGGGAGUACAAUGCUCAUGCAGCCACCCUGCAGCCACACUGUGCUGUUUGCACCUUCUUCAUGCCGUACUAUCAGGCUGACGACAAAGCGGAGGACCUGAAAUCCGACCCGGCGAAGGACCCUUUCGGGGCUCCGUCUCCAGCGGAGGCCCCCUCGCCUGCCUGCGGAGGGCCGAGGAGGUCCAAGCCCCUGGUCCCUGAGAUCUGCUUCUCUUUCCGAGAGCAGAACUGCCCCCCGACUCCCACCAACCCCCUGCUGCAAGAAGACGGCACCUCUCCUCUGCUGUACUGCCAGAGCUGUUGCCUGCAAGUUCACGCAAGCUGCUACGGUGUAGCUGCAGAAGACAUCAGCGAGCAAUGGCUGUGUGACCGCUGUUCAGACGGGAGCCUCACAGCUGAGUGCUGUCUCUGUAACCUCAGAGGUGGAGCCCUGAAGAAAACCCACAACAACAAAUGGGCCCACGUGAUGUGUGCCGUCGCUCUCCCAGAGGUCCGGUUCGGCGAUGAAGCCAAGAGGAGUCCCAUUGAUACCAGCAGGAUCCCCGUGCAGCGUUAUAAACUGAAAUGCAUCUAUUGCCGCAGCCGCUGCGCGGGGAAGUGGCAGGCGGGAGCUUGUAUCCAGUGCUCGUGUGGCCGCUGUCCCACCUCCUUUCACGUGACCUGUGCCCAUGCUGCCGGGGUUGUCAUGGAGCCAGACGAUUGGCCGUAUGUCGUGUCAGUCACCUGCCACAGACACCAGUCGCGGAGUUCGUCUGCUAACCAGCGAUUGUGGCAACCUCCUGUCUCACUGGGCCAGACGGUGAUCUCCAAACACAAGAACCUGCGCUACUACAGCUCCAAAGUCACCGAGAUCACCUCGCAGACCUUCUACGAGGUCAUGUUCGACGACGGGUCUUUCUCUAAUGAUACCUACCCCGAGGAUAUCGUGAGCAGAGACUGUGUGAACCUCGGCCCUCCUGAAGUCGGAGAAGCUGUCCAAGUUAAAUGGCCUGACGGGCUUUUCUAUGGUGCUAAAUACCUGGGAUCCAACGUUUCCUACAUGUACCAGGUGGAGUUUGAAGAUGGAUCUCAGGUGCUGGCUAAAAGAGAAGAUAUCUACACUCUAGAUGAAGAUCUUCCUAGAAAGGUGAAGCGCAGACUAUCGACGGCCUCAAGCAUGCGCUUUCAGGAUGCCUUCUUCACCACGCAGGGGGAGAGGAAAAGACAGAGGACACCGAACUCACGCUUCCAGAAUGACUAUGUGGCCCUGCCAGGCCUCCGUACGACUGCCAAAAGCACAUGGGAGCACCGCAGCCACAAAGGGAAAUGAAGUCAUGGAGAAAAGAUCAAUGGCCAACGAAUGCACUGAAUUAACAGUGGAUGAGAGAGAGCUGUGCUUUUUUCCCCCCCCUUCUGUGUGAUUGUAUGCUUGUGUGUGAGUCUUCAGGAUCUGCUUCCAUCCAUCCGAACAGCUGCGGCCCACACAGAAUCCCUGUGCAACGAUAACAAGAAGCGAUGAAACAGAAUCCCGGUUGGGUGGACGUCGAUGUGCGAGCGGCUGUACAUUUUAUUCCCGUGAUGAGCGAGUGGGCGGCGUGUCUGCAGGUUGCAGAAGAAGUCUGGUCGGACUCACGUAGAGGAGGCCAACAGGGGGCUUUUCUGCCUCCGUCAGGGAAAACACACAGAACCCUUUUUAGAAAUCACUAAUCAUGUCUUUGUACAUUAAAAAUUCAGAGGGGAUUUUUCUUUUUCUUUUAAGAGCCCAUUUUUGGCUGUUUUUUUUUGGGUAGGGUUUUGGGUUGACUUGGCUUGUUGAGCUUUCAGUUUUGAUUUUAGAUGUUUAUGUACUCUGCUUGUAAUAUCCUCCUCCAUUAUGUCUUCACUGCAUGUUCAACAGCGUCUCCUAACUGCUUCUGUCCGGCCAAGUCCAAGCACACCACAAUGGCUUCCUCUCUGCUGUUUUUAAAAAAAUGAAUUUUCUUUAUCGACUAGAAUACAUCAACUCUACCCCCCCCCCCCCCAAAAAAAACGAACUGCAUGUUAAUUGCGUCCUCUGGAAAAUAUUCGGACAGGAAGCCACGGCUCUGUGUUGGACUUGGCCUCCCAUCAACGUGAAAUGCUACUGUUGCUCUGUUAAAUCAAACCCAGUGUUGAAAUUAUUUAAAAUUUGUAUUUAUUAUUAUUAUUUUUGGCUUGAUAUAGGUAAAGUAUUGCCAACUGCUGUAAAGAAAAAUGAGAAUUGCAAGUUUAUUUUUGUUCUUUAACUGAAAUGUUGAUUAUGUCAGACUCCAUCGGAUCCAUCGGAAAAUAAAUGAGUAAUUUUAGGAAUCAGGGAAUAGACAUGAAUUUUUGAGAUGCGAGUUUGGGGAAAAACUGUUUCUGAAACUAAACGCAAACAUUGGAUGUUGGACAUCACAUUGAAAUGGUUAUUAAAGUAUUUCCUUAAAGCAUUA